AUGACCACCGAGCGUCCACAGCUGGAUUCGACUUUCGAGUGUCAAUACUCGUACAAGCCGUGCACGCACCCGCGGUCCCGCAAGCGCAAUGGGAGUCUUCACCUUCUCUGCGACUACCACCGCAAGAAGGCCAACGCGAUCCAGCGCGUGUACGCCAACAAGAAGCGCCUGGAGCGCCUGCAACUCAAGCAAGGCAAGAGUGCUCCCGCUGCUGUAGUCGCGCCUGCGCAACCCGUUGCCAAGGUGGCACCGCCGACGCAGUUGCCGUCCGGAAAUGCCUCGGACGAGCUCGGGGCCGAGCUCUUUGAGUACAUGAGCUCCCUCUUACGCGAUGACCAUACGCUGCCGUGGGCCGACGCGCUCUGGGCGCGUGACGAAACCAGUGUUUUGGACACGCUGCUGUAAAGCUCGGAGUCUAGUUGUUGUUGAAGUAUUAGUAUAAACUGUAAAAUGAGCCAAGGG
This is a messenger RNA of Saprolegnia parasitica CBS 223.65, 462 nucleotides long. RefSeq lists its product as hypothetical. The record is from RefSeq and is a predicted model, not a curated record. The transcript has a single exon. The coding region runs from base 1 to 405 and encodes 134 amino acids. Lineage: Eukaryota; Oomycota; Saprolegniomycetes; Saprolegniales; Saprolegniaceae.